GGAUCUACAAAUGGGCAAGUCGAAAUCGUUAAUGAAAAUGAAGAAAAACCCACCGUUGAGGUUAGACCCAGAAGAUUAUGACAUCCAGUCGUCAGUUAGUUCCUUAGUGGGCCAUAAAGACGACAAACCUGAGGGUCAUAACCCCAUCAUGAAAUACUCUCUUAACGAACUCUUCGAGAACCCUCCAGUAUUUGACGCCCCAAUCAUCAACUUUAACGACGACCCAUCACAAAAUUCCUGGAAACUGAUCGCCAACAAGGUGCUUUCAUCAAAAGGGAGAAAUAAGGAAAUUGAAGGUAAUAAGAGAGGAAAUUGAGCACCUAAGAAUAAACCAGGAAGGAAUAUAGGCCUGAAGAGGUCAAGGUUCAAUAGAAAACCUCGUUCGAUUAAGAGAAUGUCUACACUCAGAGCGAGGAACUGAUUGAAGAAAGCAAGCAGGAAGAUCUCUUCGUCUAAAGAGUCCACCGAUACUAUCAGAAAUAUCUCCAAACAACGGCAAGUCUCAACUAAACGGGGAAGAUUCAACAGCACUGAUACGUUCAAGGGGUUUAAUCCCAAAGCUAGUGAAAUCUGUCCUAACUUUAUCAAAGCAGAUAAGAUUCAAAAGAGCUCAGCCAUUCCAAUGAGAAAUCUCAACUUGGCAGAGAUCAAAGAAGAUAUGACUCCAUUAUUUCAAGAAAAGUCAGUAAAUCUUGAUCAAUCUGAGGGAUUCCAAGAAUGUCUUGUCAAAAGACUCUCCUCAGGAAUUUCGUCUCCUGCCAAAAGUGUUAGUUCUGAUGAAAAUCCUAUCCAAAUGAAAAAGUUGACCAAAACCCGGCUAUUAGGAAAAGUUUUUAAAAUUCCCAAUUCGGGCUUUAAAAAGAGGAAUUACAACAAAUCAUUGGAGCUCACCAAAGGUCCUAAUAACAGAAGUAUCAACUUACUUGCAAAGAGGUUCCAAAGGAGUGUACAAAACCCAACAGAGGAUCUAAAGAAGGCUAAAAGGAAUUCAGACAGAAAUAAAAUAAAAUCAGCACAUAGACAUCAGACUUUUAUACCUAAAAAGAUGAAAGCUCCUUUCAAUUUGAUGGAGUCUUUUCAAUCAGAAUUGAGUAAAGUAAAGGCAGAUAUGGACAAAUGCUAUUCGCUGGGAUAUGUUACUUUAUUAAACAACUCUGGCCGUGCAGACCAUAUCAACAAGAGCAAAAUCAAGAAAUAAAUCAAAAAAUAAUUUUGAAAAAACUCUAAAAAGGAAGAUUGGUAAAAACUCUAGUAGAGCUCAGAGACCUUUCACACCAGGGAGACCUUGGCAUUACUUGAACCCAAGAGCAGUGUUUGCAGUUGGAAUGCCUCUCCAAGUUGCUAAAGCCAACACAAAUAGGCCAUAUUAGGAUUGCUAGAAGCAUUUUAUGAACC
Messenger RNA from Moneuplotes crassus, 1395 nucleotides. NCBI's taxonomy places the organism in Eukaryota, Ciliophora, Spirotrichea, Euplotida, Euplotidae. The record is from the annotation of a GenBank genome assembly.